Molecule: messenger RNA, 1038 nt
Organism: Camelina sativa (false flax)
Lineage: Eukaryota; Viridiplantae; Streptophyta; Magnoliopsida; Brassicales; Brassicaceae
Source: RefSeq, a predicted model, not a curated record
AUGGAGGCGAAAACCAGCGGAUCUAAGCAAAAUCAGCCACUAACACCGGCAAUAUCAACGCGGCGGCCGAGAGUUAGAGAAGUUAGUUCCAGAUUCAUGUCUCCGGUUACUUCUUCUUCUUCUUCAUCUUCUUCUUCCUCCGCCGGCGAUCUCCACUUUUUUACCACUUCGAGUUCUCCUAAACACCACCAGUUACACCAACGCUCUGUUUCUGCUCAAAGGCAUAGACGUCAGUUAAAAUUGUCGGACGGAGGCGAGAACCGCUCAUCAGAGACGGCGGCGCGUAGCUUAGACUCGCCUUUUACACUCUCUCUUACCGGAAAAGCAUCGAAACAAAGCCAACUGAAACCGCUCAAGGAGAAUUCUCACCGCCUCGAAACGCCUACGCUGCCGAUCCUUCCUCCGCCGUCUAGGUCACGCCUUAGCCAACACAGAUUUCUAACCGCUUCCGCUGCGACGAUGCUUCUCCAAUCAAGCGGCAUAUCUAAUGAGAGAGAUGGAGUCAUCAACGGUCAGGAUAAAUCUAAAUUCAACGGCUCUGAUCAGUUUCCAACGCUUUCUUGUAGAACAAUUCAUCCUAGAGUCUUCAACAGUUGUGUAACUUCUUCUCUUAACCGAACUGUGAGCUCACCGUUGUCGAGCUGUACCGGUCGUGAGAGCAGUUCGUUUUCGCGGAUAGGGUUGCCAGCAUUGCCUCCCGCGGCACCAAAUUCAAAGGCUCCAGCGGAUUCGAAAAAUCAGAGGAAGGCUUCAGAGCAGUUGGAAGAUGUGCAUUCUCUGAAACUACUCCACAAUCGUUACCUCCAAUGGAGAUUUGCCAACGCCAAUGCUCAAAUGAAGACUCAUGCUCAAAAAGCUCAAACUGAGAGCAUGCCCUAUUCCUUUGGUUCGAAGAUAUCAGAAUUACAUGAUUCUGUGCAAAGGAAACGAAUAGAGCUACAACGUUUAUUGAGAAUUAAAGCUCUUGUUGCGAUUAGAGAAUCUCAAGUAAGCUUAUUAGAGAUAGAUAUACCUUUAGCUAGCUUUCACAAUAUUUGA